Medicago truncatula (barrel medic) is the source of this 2228-nucleotide messenger RNA. Its product is annotated as protein NUCLEAR FUSION DEFECTIVE 4. Gene Ontology annotation, molecular function: transmembrane transporter activity. The record is from RefSeq and is a predicted model, not a curated record. Lineage: Eukaryota; Viridiplantae; Streptophyta; Magnoliopsida; Fabales; Fabaceae. Gene Ontology annotation, cellular component: membrane. The coding region runs from base 225 to 1850 and encodes 541 amino acids. The transcript is spliced from 2 exons.
GUCUUUGUCAUCAUGAUCAUGACAACUAGUCUUUGCUAAUCCAUCCAUCCAUUCAUCAUAAUUAAUUAAUUACCCAAAAUUAACCCACUUGUUUCCAAUCUCAUUAAUUUAACUAAUUCCAACUAAUCAAAUUCAAUCACCUGAAAUAUGCAUAUCCAUUUUCUUAAUCUUAAUCAACCCAAAAACAUUCUUAUUUCAACCGAGGUGGUUAAUUAACAACCACAAUGAAUUGGUUAACAAACCGUUGGACCGGCGUCGCCGCCGCAAUAUGGAUCCAAUCAAGCUGCGGCGCCUCCUACACCUUCAGCAUCUACUCUCCUCUCCUCAAAUCAACCCAACACUACUCCCAAUCCACACUCGACACCGUUUCCGUUUUCAAAGACAUCGGCGCCAACUUUGGCGUUCUUUCCGGCCUCCUUUACUCCGCCGUUACGCCUUACGGUGAUGGCCCAUCAUCGUCUAAGAAGUCUAGAUGGAAUUCUCUUGGUGGGCCAUGGAUUGUUGUGGCUGCUGGUGCUGUUCAGUGUUUUGUUGGGUUUUUGUUUAUGUGGGGUUGUGUUGUUGGGUUGAUUGAGGAUGUUCCUGUUCCUGUUAUGUGUUUUUUUGCUUGGCUUUCUGCUAAUGGACAAACUUUUUUGAAUACUACUAAUGUUGUUACUGGCUUGAGGAAUUUUCCGGAGUAUAGUGGGACUAUCAUUGGGAUUAUGAAGGGUUUUCUUGGGCUUAGUGGAGCUAUCCUGAUUCAACUGUACCACACAUUUUUCGAUGGUGACCCAGCCACCUUCCUUCUGAUGCUAGCUUGCUUACCUGCAUUCAUCUCUGUGUUGUUUAUGUUUCUGUUGAGGAUCUAUCAAGUGCAAGACUGUGAUUACAAGAAGCAUUUAGAUGGUUUUUCUGUGGUCACUGUCAUUAUUGUUGUGUAUCUCAUGUUCACAAUAGUUUUGCAAAACUUCGUGAGCUUACCGUAUUGGGCACGGGUUUUUACAUUCACAGUCCUUAUGGUUUUACUAGCAUCACCUUUUGGCAUUGCUGUGAAAGCUCAUUGGGAGGACUCGAGGAUGUUUUCACAAGCUCACUCCAUUGAGACUACUGCCCCCACGAUAGAAUACCAAGAGCUACCUAGCGAGGAGGUGCAAGUACAGGAUACUUCAGAUAAUACAUUGCUCGUUGAAGAAGAAAUGAAUUUAUUACAAGCUAUGUGUACAGUUGAGUUUUGGAUGUUGUUUGUGACCAUGAUUGCCGGUUUGGGUUCUGGGCUUUCAAUGAUAAAUAAUAUGAGCCAAAUAGGAGAAUCUCUUGGGUAUAGCACUAUUCAGAUUGGCAAUAUGGUGUCAUUGUGGAGUAUGUGGAAUUUUCUCGGCCGUUUUGGUGGCGGCCAUGUAUCCGAUUAUAUCAUGCACAAAAGAGGUUGGCCACGGCCCCUGCUAUUGACCGUAACUCUGGGGGUUACAAUUCUUGGUCAUUUAAUCAUAGCUUCUGGUUUCCCUGGAAAUUUUUAUUUGGGUCCUGUCCUGGUGGGAAUAUGCUAUGGUACAAAUUGGUCCUUAAUGCCAACAGUCACUUCUGAGAUAUUUGGUGUGAAACACAUGGGUACCAUUUUCAAUGCUAUUGCUGCAGCGAGUCCACUUGGGUCUUAUAUACUUUCUGUGAAAGUUGUUGGAAAUAUAUAUGACAAGGAAGCCAGUGAAGAAGAUAACUCCUGCUUCGGCAUCCACUGUUUCAGAUUGUCAUUUCUGAUCCUGGCCGGUGUGACUUUUGUAGCGUUUUUGGUCAGUCUGGCAUUGUAUUUCCGGACCCGAAGGUUCUAUAAACUAGUUGUCCUUAAAAGAUUGAAACAUUAUGUGCGAUGAUAGAGAGUGUGUUUGCCAGAUUUUUGGCACAAGAUUGUCUAUAAAAGAUGAUGAGUUAUGAAUUUUACCUGGUUUGUAUGUUGAAAUUGAAAAAAAAUAAAGUUGUAUUGCAUUAUUCUUUCAAUUAUCAUUUGUCAACAAUUGUUCAAAAAAAAAAUUAUCAUUUGUCAACAUAGUCUAUGAUUAUGAGCAUAGAUUUUCACUUCUCAGAGCGUGUCAUUGUUCUGUGGACUCGCUGAACCUUUAGUUAUUGUUACAAGAAAUAUAGAACCACUGUCGAUGCAUUAUUUGUGUCUCAUGUUUUGUAAUUUUGGCAUUCUUUGUAAGUAAUUUCUUUUGUAUUUGGUUUGGUCAAUGUAUAUUCGAAUCAUUUUUUUA